AAAGACUCUCUCUCCCUCUCACUCACAUAUUUUCUUUCUCUCUCUUCUAUGUGUGUCUUUAUCUUUCUAGCUUGGUGAUAGUAGCAGUAGCUCCUGGGGGUGGUGGUGGUGGUGGUGUUGUGUUUUGUUGUGAUCUAUUAAAGUUAGAUAUUUAUGCUACAUUUUGAUGUUUAUGCUUAGUACCCAAUUGGUGAAAUUGGUCUAGCUAGCAUUUGAUGCUCCCGUCAGAGACACCCCAGUAAAGGGAACUCUGCUAAAUUCUGUCUCUUUCAGUCAUCGCAGGAUUUGAGUAGAAUUUGAUGCCCUUGGUCGUGCCUUGUUCUUGGAUUCUCAUCCCAGAAUUUAAUUGCAAGAGUUUCAACAACCCCUCCUGUCCUAUCUUUUAAAUCAAAGAAAAAAAAAAGAAAAGAUAGAUACUUUGUUUUUGUUCACUCGUGUUGGAGCUUCUUAAUUAGAAGGGUGUUUCCACUUUCAACCAAGCAAGAAAACACCACCACCAACAACACAGAACUCGUCUAGUGACAGUGCUAAUCUUGCUUAACACCGAUGUUUUUUUAUGGAAUGAGGGGUUUUAGAUGUUGUUGUGAGGACAGAGGAGAAAAGGGAAUCUGCUUUACUUGUAGUUUGAUGAGCUGUUAGCUAAUCUCACUGUCUAUGUCCGCUUUAUGCUCUGAAGACUGAAAGGUUCACUUUCUUGUCUGAGAGGAAGCAUUUUUUCCCCCUUUUACUGAGCAUUGAAGCAGUAGAUUUGAUCUUGGUUUAGGGUUUUUGAAGGAACAGGGACUGUCGAGUUUGUUCAGAUGGGGGGUCAGGAAAAUGCCAUGGGGUUUCAACACGGAAAUGAGAACAUUCUGACUUGUCCAUCUUCAGGUCUCAGUGUUGCCAAUGUUAAUGUUUCAGAAAUGGCUAUUAGUUCCGUGUCUAUGGCCAAGCCUUCUGAUGUUGCUAACCCUUUUCUUGCUUCUUCCGCUUGGGAUCCACUUGUUUCCUUGAGUCAGGCUCAAACUUUUGGAGGCUCCUCAAUGAUUUCUCAUACCGACUUUGCCAAUGCCAACUCUUCUUACCCUCUUGUUCUGGAAAACCAAGGAAUUACCAACACUUCCCACCUUGUUCAAUACAUGUCUGACUCAAAUCUAGGGGGCAUGGUCCCCAAGGUUCACUCCUAUGCAAGCAGGGGCUUCUCAGAAAUGGUUGGUGCUGCCUCUUUUGUCCAGCAUGGGUCUGCUGAUGUGGCUAACUCAGGGUACCCACCACAUUAUAAUCCGAUCAAGGACACUCAGAUUAAUGGUGAACAAUCUCAGGUUGAGGAUUCAAUUCCUGAAGAGGAAGCACCAGGAUCUGGUCCUAGUGGGAAUAGAAGAAAGAGAGGGCUUGAUCAUAAUUCUACCUUCAGCCCAAAUAAGAAUGCUGAGAGUGAAACUGUGAAAGAUUCUCCGGGGAGGGCCUGUGAUGGUCCAAAAGAACAUGAAAAGAAGCCAAAAGUUGAGCAGAACAACAGUGCAGAUUUGCGUGGCAAGCAAUCAGCGAAGCAAGCUAAGGACAACAGUUCUCAAAGUGGAGAAGCUCCUAAAGAAAACUUCAUUCACGUGAGAGCUAGAAGAGGACAAGCCACAAACAGCCACAGUCUUGCAGAAAGAGUGAGAAGAGAAAAGAUUAGUGAGCGAAUGAGGCUGCUUCAAGAACUUGUUCCUGGUUGCAACAAGAUAACUGGCAAAGCCGUAAUGCUGGAUGAGAUAAUAAACUACGUGCAAUCACUUCAGCAACAGGUUGAGUUUUUGUCCAUGAAACUUGCCACAGUGAACCCAGAACUAAACUUUGAUGUAGACAGGAUUCUAUCCAAGGAUAUUCUUCAAUCACGCAUAGGACAUGGAAUUAGUGCAUAUGGUCCUGGUAUCAAUUCCUCUCACACAUUCCCCACUGGAAAUUUCCAUGGAACAUUGGCUGGCAUGCCUAGUACAUCAUCACAAUUCCCUCCUUUGCCCCAGAAUGUUUUGGACCAUGAGUUCCAAAGCUUCUAUGGAAUUGGAUACGAUUCUAAUACAGCACUUGACAACUUGGGACCCAAUGGGCGGUUGAAAACAGAGUUAUAGUGUGUGGAUUCUUAUAUAGCCAUGUUACUACUACAUCAACAACAACAAAGACUUUGGAAUUUUCUUGUUGACUGCACAAUUUAACUGAAGGUUGAAAAUGGGGGAACAAUAGAGAGAAAGAAAAUAAAGGGUUUAGCUGUAUAGGGUCCUUAAUACCUAACUGUUGGCUCUUCGAAGUUUUAGCAGAAGAUGACUUGUUAGAUUUAUGAAUUGGAAAAUGAGUUGCACAUUAUAAUGUGUGAAAUCUAGAUGAUGUAGAACAAGUUGCAAUCAACGGUCUUGUUUAAUGGCAUGGAGAGCAGUGUUUUGAGGAGCAUGCUAGUAAAGUGUGUGCAACUAUCAUUACUUUUGUUGAAUUACUAUUAUUAUUAUUAUUAUUAUUAUGUAUAGAGUUGCCAGGUUCAGAUUUUUGAAGCACAUUGUUUUCAAGUUUCAACAGUGUUGCAAGGGUUUAUGGUGUUCUUAUGUUUUUCUUUUCAAAAGAAAAUGUAACUAAUGAGAGAAGCUUCUUAGUGCAUGCAUCUAUUUGCAAGGGUGAAAAUGUUGCAACUUGUAUGAUGGUGGUGAGAGAUUGUUUAUGUAGAUCAGUGCUUCAAAUAUUGGUGUUUCUUUUUUUUCAUUUUAUGAUGUUCUUUAUAUAACUUGAUGUGUUCUUCACU
Molecule: messenger RNA, 2749 nt
Organism: Vigna umbellata (rice bean)
Lineage: Eukaryota; Viridiplantae; Streptophyta; Magnoliopsida; Fabales; Fabaceae
Product: transcription factor bHLH74
Biological process (GO): regulation of DNA-templated transcription
Cellular component (GO): nucleus
Molecular function (GO): protein dimerization activity; DNA-binding transcription factor activity
Source: RefSeq, a predicted model, not a curated record